AUGAAUUACGAGCUCAUAUUUUUUGGAAUGGUUUUUCCAAAAAUUAUACUGAUUGGAUAUGGCAUGGUGAAGGGGAAACGGGUACUGAGAAUCAUAGCUACGAAGACCAUGCAGAGGAACUUAAAUACUCACCAUGGUAAUGAAAAUGAGGUGCUUGAUGAGGUGUUUGAUGAGAUGUUGCACGAUACGGAGGAGAAUCUCACAGAGGGGCCACCUGAUUACGAAAGUUUGUUGACUGACGCCGAGACACCUUUGUAUCCAGGGUGCAGUAAGUACACUCAAUUAACAGGUGUACUAGAAUUAUUUGAACUGAAAGCGGAAGCCGGGUGGACUGAUUAUCAUUACUCAAAAUUGAUGGUAAAAUUGAAAGAUAUGUUUCCCGAAGGUAACACGCUUCCGAGUUCUACUUAUGAGACUAAGAAGAUGUUGUGUCCGAUGGGUUUGGAUGCUGAGAAAAUACAUGCUUGCCCUAAUGAUUGCGUAUUGUAUCGAAAGGAUUAUAAUGAUUUGCAUGAAUGUCCAACUUGUGGGACAUCGCGAUAUAAGGUGAAGAGCAACGGUGAAAACACCAAUGAACCUGCUAAGGUAAUGUGGUACCUACCUGUAGUGCCUAGGCUCAAGCGCUUGUUCGCUAAUGCUAAAGAUGCAGAAAAUUUGACAUGGCAUGCAGACGGGCGAAAUAAAGAUGGAAUGCUUCGGCAUGCUGCUGAUUCCCCUCAAUGGAAACAUAUUGAUACUAAUUUUCCAAAUUUUAGUCGUGAAACAAGGAAUUUAAGGCUACGCUUAUGUACAGAUGGAAUCAACCCAUUUGGUAACAUGAGUAGUCAGCAUAGCACUUGGCCAGUUCUGUUGGUGAAUUACAAUUUACCACCUUGGUUGUGCAUGAAGCGCAAAUACAUUAUGUUGUCAAUUUUGAUAUCUGGGCCUAAACAACCUGGAAAUGACAUAGAUGUGUACUUGGCACCACUGAUUGAGGAUUUGAAGAAGUUGUGGGAUGAAGGUGAGCGUGUGUAUGAUGAAUAUCGUAAGGAAACAUUUACUUUGCGUGUUAUGAUCUUCUGCACAAUUAAUGACUUUCCUGCGUAUGGGAAUUUAUCUGGCCAUGUUGUCAAGGGAUACAAAGCUUGUCCUAUUUGUGAAGAUGAUACCAAAGCUGUUCAAUUGAAGAGUAGCAAGAAGGUUGUAUACCCAUUUCAACGAGUAUUUCUACCUCGCAAUCACCCUUAUCGUCGGCUUCGCAAGGCUUUUAAUGGAGAACCAGAACAUAGAUCUCCUCCUAAGCCUCUUACUGGGAAACAAGUUUAUGAACGUGUAAAGGACAUCAAUUGUGUUUUCGGCAAACCCUACAAGUCUCUUGGUGACAAGUUAUGUUAUAAAAAGAGGUCUGCGUUUUGGAUCUUGCCAUAUUGGGAACAUCUUAGUGUAAGGCAUUGUAUUGAUGUGAUGCAUGUUGAGAAAAAUGUAUUUGAUAGUUUGAUCGGAACGCUUCUGAACAUGCCAGGGAAGACUAAAGAUGGAGAGAAGGCUAGAAAUGACAUGGUCAAGAUGGGAAUACGCCUUGAAUUGAAACCUACAAAAAAGGGAAAGCGAUAUUACCUACCUCCAGUUUGUUAUACUUUAUCUAAGAAGGAGAAAAAAGUAUUAUGCGAGUCCUUACAUAAUGUGAAAGUUCCAUCUGGAUAUUCGUCGAACAUUCGAAACCUCAUGUCAUUGAAAGAUUUGAAAUUAGUUGGAUUGAAGUCUCAUGAUUGUCAUACUUUAAUGCAAGAGAUAUUGCCGAUUGCAAUUAGGUUGAUUUUACCCAAACAAGUACGACAAGCUAUAAUCAGACUUUGUUUGUUUUUCAAAGCUAUAUGUUCGCGGGUACUUGAUCAUGGUAAAUUAGACUCUUUGCAAUCACAACUCAUUGUCACAUUGUGUCAACUUGAGAUGUAUUUUCCGCCCUCCCUUUUCGACAUCAUGGUGCAUUUGGUUGUUCAUUUAGUGAGAGAGGUCAAACUUUGUGGGCCGGUGUAUUUAAGGUACAUGUAUCCGUUUGAGCGCAAUAUGGGUGAUUUGAAAGGUUAUGUGAGGAAUCGAUCUCGUCCAGAAGGCAGAAUAGUUGAGGGAUAUCUAACUGAUGAGGUCCUUAGAUAUUGCAUCGAGCAUUUAGAAAAGUUAGAAACACUAGGACUUCCAAAGCCUCGUCACAAUAAGAGAGAGUACAAGGUAUUGGUACAGUUGGUCAUAAAGUGCUAA
Spinacia oleracea (spinach) is the source of this 2238-nucleotide messenger RNA. RefSeq lists its product as uncharacterized. The record is from RefSeq and is a predicted model, not a curated record. Bases 1 to 2238 code for a protein of 745 amino acids. Lineage: Eukaryota; Viridiplantae; Streptophyta; Magnoliopsida; Caryophyllales; Amaranthaceae. The transcript has a single exon.